AUGGAAGGGAUGGAGGAGGAGGCAGCGGCAGCGGCAGCGGUCAAAUCUGCCGGCGGCAGCCCUCAAGGGCCCAAGAUAGUGACCAGAACAGCCAGCCCCAUGAAAGUGACAGCUGUGGAAAGAAGUGGACGGGAGCAGCAGCCGGAUAAUGGUCACCUCCCAAGGCCCUGGCUGUGCCCUCAGGAAGAUGGAACACCCAGCCUGAUGGCCCCCCAGCCUCCCAUGGCAUGGAGGGUGGAGGUCCAAGGCCCCUCCGUGCUGGAGUUCAAGGUGAGAGCCUUGAAGGAGAAGAGAACAGCAGGCAAGCAGGGGGCAAGCCCUGGCCCCACCUCUCAUGAGCACUCAUCCUCCAAGAAAUCCAAAUGCAGACGGGUCAAGGGAGGUGGAACCGGGGCCUCAGCAGAGGGCUCUUCCCUGCCAGAUACGUUAGUAGUUGCCCAUGCUCACAACCUGACUGAUGGGCAGCUGGACGAUAGUGUCAAUGAUGAGGAACCUCCAAGGAACGGGUGCCCCAGAACCCCCAGGCCACCUGCCCCGGGGGUGGAGUGCUGGAGCAGGAGGAGCCCGUGGCCUCUGGAAGCAGCAUGGACGCUGCCUGACCAUGAGAGAGGGCUGCUGCCAGGGCCCAGCUCUUUGCAAGAGAGCCCCAUCCACAGGGCUGAACCAAGCUGGCCAGGAGGUCCCGAACCUUGUAACAAAAUCACCCACAUAUCCAACCUGAGGAAGGGAAGGUCAUAUCCCCUUCAAGAUGGUCUGGCUACAGGAGGAGAUGUAGACAGCACCUCCCUGACCUCUGAGGAGGACUUGGUCUCCAGGACACCUUUGCUGGGGGCACUCUGCAGACCUGGCGACCUGGGGAUCCUGGGUACUGGGGGCAGUGCCUUGUCCCUGUCUGAUCGGGUGGAGAGGAACCGUCUUCUGCUGCAGGAGAUGCUGAGUGUUUCGGGACAGGGCCCCCCCAAGGCCUGGAGUCCAUCCUGGGACCAAGCUGUACCAGAACAACCAGCAGGGGAUGUGGACUGGGACUCAGGUAUCUCCCUGCAGGACUUGGAUCAGAACAGAACCUUUGGGCCCAAGCCCGAGCCCAUGCUGAGCCCCAGGCAUGAGGAAGCCAAACAUCUGCUACAGCAUCCCCGCAUGAAGGCCAGGACUCGGCCCCUCCGGGCCAGCCACGACAUUAUCCCCACCAUUGCCCCGGGCAGCCGAGAUGUCCGGAGGAGCCCAGCCAUGGACCCGAGGAUAGCCUUUUCCUGCAGAGACAGCCCCCAGAACCGGAACCUGAGUGACUCCUCCAGCGAGGAGUCCAGCAGCGGGCUGUGGCCGAAGCGGGGAGCCUCCCCCUCCUCCCACGUCCGCUUUGAGGAUGAAUCUGCCCACGACGUCGAGUUCCGUUACCUGGAGCGGCUCCAGCAGCGCCAACGCCAGGUGCUUUUGCGGGCGGUGGACCAGGGCCCCCUACGCUCCAAGCCGGACCUUGCCAGCUAUAUCAGUGGGGGUGUAAGGCGCAGGGACACUGCAGAAGGGGCACUCCAUGGGCUUGCAGGCGGGCUGCACAGCUGGGGUAUCUCACCGCCGCCACCCACACGGGACAGUGAGAGGAAAUGCCAAGCCUGCGGCAACUGUAUCCAGCAGGAACACUCCAAAGAGGGGAAGACACCCCUAGGCCCGAGUGUCCUACAGAGGAUCGAAGCUGGCUGUGAGGUGGAAGGGGUGCUGGUGGAGCCCCAUAGCGCCUGGGGCCUGAGCUCCCAGGUCAGGCUCCUCCUUGCUGAGCCAGGGCUCCACUCAGAGAGGAUCCGGGAAACGCACAUCGGAGACAUCCUUCAGCCAGAGGAGGUGGACUCCGCCCUGGACAGCACCGAUGCCUCUGACAGCUGCAGGACAGACAGUGAAGAGGCUGGGACUCCGCAGCCCAGCAGGGCUCGGGGCCGAAGCCGUGGCUCCAGGCCUAGAGGAGGCCACAGGUGGUCCAGGAACAUGGAGCCUCCCCGGGGCCCUCAGGCCCAGCAUCAUCUGCUUGGGGUUGACCAUGUGGAGGUUGGAGAUGAAACAAAAGAAGUCAGAGGACACACUCUGGCAGGGACUCUGUUUCCCAGAGAAGAUGCUGUCCCUAAGCCUCCUGCCCUGGAAUCUAAGAGGGCUUCCCUUGGGUCCGAGUGGCAGCCUGGACCUAGGCUAGAUAAUUGUUGGACUCACCUGGCAGAUUCCCAAGCUCCAUGCAGGACAGCUUAUGCCGUGACCUCAUCCAUGAAGUUUGGGCUUUCCGGGCCAGGCAGGCAAGCUCCAGUUGUAGAAAACCAUGAGUCUCUGGAAAUGGCCUCCACUUCUUCCCUACAACAGAACCACGCAGAGCCCUCUGUCCUCCACCAAGCCCAGCAGCCAGCUGCUUCCCCCUCCUUGGAAGGCUGGGUGCCAACUCCUCCCAAUUCAAGGAAAACAGCCUCUUCACCUGCGCCUCACAGGAAAGCAGCCCUGGCUGGGCCCCGCAGGCCAGGUAACCAGGGAGACCCUUUGGACACUCCCCUGCCUCCUUCAAGAACUGUGAUUCCUAGAACCUGUGACCUCACCCCCCUGCAGCCCCAGCCCUGCAGCCCCCAAGUAAGGCACCCACUGCCAGUGCUGUCCGCCAACAACUGCAACAAUGGUGCACCUAUGGGGCUGCAGGAGCCCUGGGGAGAAGCCACCCCUGAGGGCAGUGUGGAGAGGGGCCCCUGCAGCCAGGAGCUAGAACUGUCCCUGGAGAACAGCAAAGAAGGAGGACUCCAGGGCUUUCCCAGCCCAGCAGCCAUUGGCAUCAUCAGCUCCAUGGGUACCACCCUCUCCCUGGCCUCGGAGGAGCCAGAGCCCAGCCAGGAGCCAGAGGGAAGCCUGCAGAGGACAGAGUCGAGGUCUGGAGGGCGUGUGCCAUCGGGAGAUUCACCAGGGGUCAGCGCAAGACCCAGCUCACCCUCAGCUGCCCCGUCUGAAAAGAGCAAGAAAAACAGCAGCAGCAGCAUUGCCUCCACGCUGGGGUUGAAAAAGUUCUUCAUGGCCCUGGGCCAGAGUACCCGGCCCAAGCUGGGCAAGUCUCGUAGCUACAGUGUGGAGCAGCUGCAGUCCCCUGUACCUGGCCCAUCAAACGCCAACACUGCCAAAGUGAAGAGAGCCCCAUCGUUACAGUCCUUGUAUUUGGUGUCAUCCUCUCACCAACAUCGGAAAGCUGCCUCCUUUCAGAACCUCCAGUCUCUGCUAAGCAGCAAGGUGGACCGAUCCAGCUUCUACUUGGUAGGGGAGCCAGGGGACCACAGUGCAGGUGGCAGGCCAGCCAAGGCCCCACCCCGGCGUGCCCUCAGCGUGGAGGAUGUGGGUGCCCCCAGCCUGGCCCGCACAGUAGGCCGCGUGGUGGAGGUGUACCCGGAUGGCACGAGCCAGCUGCUGCUACAGCGCUCCCCAGAGGGUACUUUUGGCUUCUGUGUGGCUUCCGGGAAUGGGCGCCGUGACUCAGGGUUCUACGUGCAGGAGAUGGCUGAUGCCAGCACGGCCAAGCUGUAUUCAGGCCUGCUGGGGGUGGGGGAUGAGCUCCUUGAGGUGAACGGGGCCAAGGUGGCAGGGCUGGGCUUGGCUCACAUUAAGGAGCUCCUGGCCCACGCAGAGAGCUUAUCAGUCCGUGUGCUGAGGCAGAGGCCUGUCCCACGGUGA
Orycteropus afer afer is the source of this 3678-nucleotide messenger RNA. Its product is annotated as KIAA1614 ortholog. The coding region runs from base 1 to 3678 and encodes 1225 amino acids. The transcript has 10 exons. Gene Ontology annotation, biological process: centrosome cycle; establishment or maintenance of cell polarity; regulation of cellular localization. Gene Ontology annotation, molecular function: protein kinase C binding. Gene Ontology annotation, cellular component: cell cortex; nucleus; apical plasma membrane. Lineage: Eukaryota; Metazoa; Chordata; Mammalia; Tubulidentata; Orycteropodidae. The record is from RefSeq and is a predicted model, not a curated record.